Messenger RNA from Penicillium daleae, 1428 nucleotides. Its product is annotated as Major facilitator superfamily domaingeneral substrate transporter. Gene Ontology annotation, molecular function: transmembrane transporter activity. The record is from RefSeq and is a predicted model, not a curated record. Gene Ontology annotation, biological process: transmembrane transport. NCBI's taxonomy places the organism in Eukaryota, Fungi, Ascomycota, Eurotiomycetes, Eurotiales, Aspergillaceae. The transcript is spliced from 5 exons. Bases 1 to 1428 code for a protein of 475 amino acids.
AUGGACGAUAUCAAAGAGGCACAAGACUUGGCAUCCUCGGCGCCAGCGGCGCAUGAGGCGCAUCUCGUCUUGAUCCCCCAGCCGAGUACCCACCCUCGUGACCCCCUGAACUGGUCUUUGCGGCGAAAGUACAUUAUCCUAUCAGUGCUUUGCUUGGCCUCGUUCUCGGGCGCUGUUGCGCCAUUGUCUGGGCAGUUGAAUCUUGCGGACCAGGAAAAGCUGUAUCAUAAGACGAAGCUACAGGAGUCUUAUGCGAACUCAGCCGCCCUGGCCGGUAUGGCCGCAGGGCCAUUCUUCUUCGCGCCCAUUGCCCACCUUCUGGGCCGCAGCUCGGUCAUCUUUUGGUCAUAUAUUAUCUCGCGCCUGUUCUCAGGGUUCUUCGGUGCAGUGCCGACUGUGCUAGGCCCUCGUGUUGUCACCGACCUGUUCUUCUUGCAUCAGCGCGGCCGUGCUUUUACUGCAUUGCACAUGUCCUUUUGUUUCGGAACGAUCGCUGGUCCAACAUUCUCGGGCUUCAUCUCAGCAGGGGCCUUUUUCCCUGUGGAGUUCUGGUGGACCGUUGGUCUGCUUGGAUUCACUCUGAUUUGUUGCUUCCUAUGUCUUGAAGAGACAGGGUUCAAUCGCGUGGAUCUUGACAAAAACCCCAAGGUUCCGAUUUCAUUUGGUGAAAAUCGGUUAGCAACUUUCUUCUUCGGGCAUCGAGUUGCCAAAAUUGGGAUCACUCCCAUCCUCAUCGGCAUUUGUCCUGUCACUGUUAUUAUGGGCAUCUUCACCCUCAUCUCCUUCGGCUUCUAUGUCGGCGUAAACGCGCUUACCCCUGUCUGGCUCCAGAAGCCGGUCGCAGAGGGUGGCUACGGUUUCACCUUGAAGCAAAACGCGGCGUUUACCUUCUGCCACUGGAUCGGUAUCAUCUUCGUCCAAUUCUACGGGCACUACUUGAACGACCGGCUCCCUCUCGCUUUCGCACGCCGCUGGAACAACGGUGCCUGGAAGCCGGAAUACCGCCUGCAUGUCCUCUGGCUCCCCAGUCUGAUUCUCAAUCCGAUUGGACUGGGAAUAUUUGGCGCCGCUUUACAAUAUCAUCUACACUAUAUGGUCCUAGCACUCGCAGUUUUUAUCGUCACUAUCGGAUCGCUUGCUAGUGUGCCAGUCACGGUGAACUACGUCGUUGAGUGUUUCACCAAGUACCCUGCGGAGGCUGGCAUCGUGAUUGGUGCUUACCGCAUUGCCUACGGACUGACAAUUAGCUUCUACAUCAAUCCGUGGGUGGAGGCGGUCGAUGUAGGCUGGGUCUACGGAAUGAUGGCAUUCUUUGCAGUGUUUUCAUUCUUCUUUGUGAUGCUCCUGAUGUGGAAGGGUCAUAGUAUUCGUGGGAUUCAAUUUUCCAGCCUUGGAUCGAGCGAGGAAGGUGAGAGGUUGAUGGAGUAA